Poecilia reticulata (guppy) is the source of this 729-nucleotide messenger RNA. The record is from RefSeq and is a predicted model, not a curated record. NCBI's taxonomy places the organism in Eukaryota, Metazoa, Chordata, Actinopteri, Cyprinodontiformes, Poeciliidae.
AUGCGCCGUCUGUUGCUGGUCACACUGAUUCUCCUUCACCAGGGCUUUUGCAGUGACGAACUGAAGUUUGAGGUAAAGACUGUGACUGUUGGACAAAAUGUGACCCUAAGCUGUCCUCGCCAGACCUCCGCUCUCUACCGAGAAACUUUUUACUGGAUCCGACUUGUUUCUGGAAACUGGCCUGAAUUUCUUGGAGCAACAGUUAAUUUGAAGAUUGACGACGUUUCAAAGAUUCCUCACAUUCAGACCAAACAGGAGGAAGGAGAAUUUCAUCUUCAUAUUAAUGAAGCUAAGCGAAACGACACUGGACUUUACUACUGUAUUAAAGUCAAACAACUUGAGUUCAUAUUUAUGAAAGGAACAUUUUUGAAAAUAAGAGGAGAAGAAUCGAAUGUAACUGUUUUACUGGAAGAUUCUCCAUCUGGUGCCAUUCAGUCAGAGACCCAAGAGACUCUACAGUGUUCAGUUCUCUCUUACUCUGAGAGGAAAACAUGUCCAGCAGAUCACAGAGUUUACUGGUUCAAAGCUGGAUCAGAUAGUUCUCAUCCCAAUUUACUUUAUUUACAAGAAAACAGUGGAGAUGAGUGUGAAAACAGUCCUGAAACUCCUUCUGCACAAAAAUGUUUUUACAACUUUUCAGAGACCUCUGAUGCUGGGAUUUACAGCUGCGCUGUGGCUGCAUGUGGACAGAUAUUAUUUGGAAACGGAGCAAAGCGUUUUGGUAUCUAG